This is a messenger RNA of Achroia grisella, 2292 nucleotides long. RefSeq lists its product as uncharacterized. The record is from RefSeq and is a predicted model, not a curated record. Gene Ontology annotation, biological process: mitotic spindle assembly checkpoint signaling; protein localization to kinetochore. Gene Ontology annotation, cellular component: RZZ complex. Bases 100 to 2235 code for a protein of 711 amino acids. NCBI's taxonomy places the organism in Eukaryota, Metazoa, Arthropoda, Insecta, Lepidoptera, Pyralidae. The transcript is spliced from 14 exons.
AACAGCAAUAGACAAAUUCAGUUUACGUUUGUUUUUAAAAUUUAAAUUAUAAAAAUCUAUCAUUUUUUUAAAUCGUUGUUCUAAUAUUUUGUUUUUAAAAUGGAUAAUCUAUUACAGCCAGUAUUAGAAAGUUAUCCCAAACUAUCAAUAGAAAAACAAAUUUGUCCAAGUUAUGUGGAGAUGUAUACAAAAAACAAAACAGAAAUUGUAAUGGUUUUUGUUAAGAAUAAGCUAUCUGCUAAUGCAAUAGAUAACAAAGUUGAAAGAGACAACAACAUCGAAACAGAGGAAUUGGAAUUAACUGGAUCUCCACUCAAAUUGGAUUUGAGUUUGCACACGUUAUUGGAUGAUACACUGUUAACUGAUGAACCACAGCUGUGGAGUAAGGAGGAAGCCAGCCAUCUACCAGUUGCCAUCAGCAAAGCUAGAGAUAUUGCAAAUCUAUAUAACAGAAGUCUAAACACAGCAUCAGCAGAGGAAGCUGUACCUAUGUGGAUAUUAACCAACCCACUUGAUGAGAACAAACCUCUUCUGCUGACUAUACAAUCUGAUGAUCAUCACUUUGCUAGAGGCAUUGUUACGUAUGAAGGAUCCAUGACCUUAGAGGAAGUGGAUCUUAAUAAUUUAGUGCAGCAGUAUGCAGCACAGGAAAAUAUUAUCUCAGAUAUGAUUAAUGUUACUGUUGACUGUAAAUACUUACUGUCUGGCAUUUCAUAUGGAUCUCUCACUACAGAUGAGUUAUUGAAUGCACCCAGUGGCGGUUUAACUGAGCUACACUGUGAAUGGCAAGGAAAAACUUUGUCAACCCCAUUUUUAAGCUGUAAAGUUAAUUUCGAGCAAGAAGUAAUAGUAGGACAUUUAGCUAGUCCAUGUAAUGCUAUAUGGAAGUCUGUAUGUUCAUUGCACAAUAUAAAUCAACUAUUGGUUGAUAUGACAGCAGCUGGAUAUUCUUCAGUCAACUUAGAGACUGCUAUUAUACGAAACUACACUGUUGGGAUGAAAAAGGCUAACAACAAAAAACGGUUAAGCGAGCUCCUCAACGAAACUGAGACAUAUGCUUAUACGGCAGAAUGCCCUACUGGUGGGUGCACUUGUGUGACUGAGGACACUACCAGUUUACGACAGUGUCUCUCCGCUAUGAAUGCUGAGGGAUCCAGUAACGACUUCACAUAUAAAUUGUGGGAUAUUUUACGAGAUUGCGAGACUGCUGAAGAGCUAGUGACACUACUUAUACAAGCUCUUAAAUUCAUUUCUUCUGGCAAAAUCAGACCAUUUAUUGAUGCAAAUAAUAAAACCUACCUAUCAAAAUUGGUACUGAAAUUAUCUCGUGGACAUUCCCAAACCGCUAAAGUAUUGAAGAAUCUUCGGUCAAGUUCACCCCAAGCAUUGUCAUUAGCAGCUCAGGUUGGAACUGAGAAAACUAUGUGGGAAUACACUAGAGUUAUGUCCCUUCUAGAACAUUCCUUUUAUAUUGCUGGUAUUUGGACUACUGAAGUGAGAUCCCACGAGUCUAUAGAACAGAUAAACCAAACAAUUCAAGACAUGACAAUGGGCGGGGAUUUCACACUUAAUCCAUUCGAUAAUAUAUCAUCAGCUGAACACUCGAUUAGACUCGAUUGUGAAUCAUUUUACGUUGACGAUAAUAAUGAUCUCACUGUUGAUGAUUUCGCAUCAUUGAAGAAACACGGCCUUGUUGCUGAAAAGAAAGAUGUGAAUGAGGUACCUCUAAUAGCUGAUGAGAUCGACAUAAGCCCGUGGAAACAUCUAUUGAUGAAAUUCGCCCAAGUUCAUGUCUGUUUGGAGCACCUAUAUCGCGCUGAAACUUGUUUGAGAGCAGAUUUUGCAAACCUUAAACCGAUAGCUAGUCGUCUGUUAGAACACUAUGUUUCUGAACGGUCACCCAUCAAAACAGUCGGUCAAUUAUUAAGUGAUCCAGUUCAGAAGAUAACUAUGCCAAUAGCAAACAAUAUAGUGCAGGACCAUUUGAAGAAACCAGCAUAUUGGUAUCGUGCUGUGAUAGAUCGAAAGGAAAAUUCAGAGGAAAGAUUAAGCCGCGAGUGUAAACACACCUAUUUAUUCACCCAACAACCAGUCUUUCCUCCUUCAGUUUGGCAGAAUUUGGAACCACCUACAGAUGAGGUUACUGAAAUAACAACAAUUGGAGAAGAAUUGAAAUAUCAUACCACUAAAUUCACAUUCUUAAGCAAUAGAGUAAUUAGUAAAUUGACUCUUUAGAAUUGUACCUCGCGUCUUGACUCCUGAAAAUCAGUGCCUUAUUUUUUAUUAUAAUAU